Messenger RNA from Phalaenopsis equestris, 1404 nucleotides. RefSeq names its product ATG8-interacting protein 1. The coding region runs from base 255 to 1076 and encodes 273 amino acids. The transcript has 4 exons. Gene Ontology annotation, cellular component: intracellular membrane-bounded organelle. The record is from RefSeq and is a predicted model, not a curated record. Lineage: Eukaryota; Viridiplantae; Streptophyta; Magnoliopsida; Asparagales; Orchidaceae.
CGAGCAGCUGCUGAUCACGACGGAUUUCCCCAAGAGGCAAAUGGGCGGCUGAUUCGAGCUCCGCAGAAAAUUUCUAUGCGAACAAUUGUUUACUCACCCAUAAAAUACGCGAUCAAAAGCCCCCAUCCGAUUAGCGUCUUCAAUCCGAUUUCUACAAGCUUCUUUCGGGCGUUAACUCUGCUUCAGCAGAGAUCUUUUGGUGUUUUCUUGUGAGUAGAAUCCCAUGGUCGCGGCCUGAGAUUGGACCCGGCAAAAUGGCUGAUGAAGAGCAAAAGGAUGGUACCUCUUCUCGUGGAGCUGACUGGGAGGUUGUUGCCUUAACUGCCUCUACUUAUGCUGCUGCUCCUGGAGCUGAUGCUGAUCCAGCAGAUGAUUCUAGAGAUAAAGAAUUCCAACAAGAACGCGAGUCAUCAAAUACAAUGUUCAUGUCUCAGCACUUUAUAUUCCCUCCUCAUGAGCAUGAAAAUCUUCCUAUAGAAGCGGAGUAUGGUGAAAUUUUUGAUCAAACUGCAAGAUAUGUGAUACUUCCUGCUGCGGUAGAAAACAAUUACCCUGUUAAAUUUAAUGAAGAUUUUUCAGAAGCUGAGCUCUCUGUUAACAGUAUGGAGUCUCAAGAAGGCCAACCACAUAAUUGUUUCAAUGCCGAAACAGAUAGUAGACAGAGGAUUUCUACUGAUGAUGUGUAUGAUAUUUCUGAUAUAUUUGAUUCUUCUAAUAAAAACCAUGGUAUGCCUCCAGAUUUUGCCAAGCUUGGGAAAACAAUUCAUGGAAGUGGCGGAUCCUGCCUUCCUAUUGAAUCAUGGUGGAAAAGAAAUGCGAUGUCAUUGUACAAGAAAGCAAAAGAAACCAACCCAUUUUGGUCCAUUUUCAUUGCUGCUGCCUUUAUGGGUGUUGCAAUACUAGGACAACAAUGGCAGAGGGAGAAAUUGCAACUUCAGCAACUCAAAUGGCAGUUUAGCAUCACCAAUGAGAGAAUGAGCCGUUUGCUGGGAUCCGUUAGCCGGUUUAAAUAUGUGUUUGUCGGUGGCCAUCGACACAGUUCUUUGAUCCAUGGCAGUGCCGCUGUCAAUAUUUGAUUGUCUCUUGCUGUUGAGCGAAUUCUCCAGAAUUGCAUGAUAACUGAAGACAUGUAAUUAUGAUCUAUUUGCAAUUGGCACCUGCAAUGCUGCUGUUGCUUUAUAGAAGAGAAGCGAGAAAGUAUUGGUUAGCUCCAGGGGUGGCUUGUUGAUGUUUUUGUGGCAGGGUUCCAUUGGUUGUGAAAAUAUUAUAUUUUGGUGCUUUAUUGAUGUAAAUACAAAGCUUCAAAAGCACCUAGUGAUUGCAAAAUGUUCCUCAAAUUGUGCAGAUAUUUUUUUUAUGAAAAUUUUUAGCUGUUUGUGCGUUAUCUUGUUUGGUUGAAUUCAA